Messenger RNA from Brassicogethes aeneus, 2370 nucleotides. NCBI's taxonomy places the organism in Eukaryota, Metazoa, Arthropoda, Insecta, Coleoptera, Nitidulidae. The record is from the annotation of a GenBank genome assembly.
AUUUUUUCACCUGUUACAACUGUCAGAUUAAAAAAAAAACUAUUAAAAAAGGUUUUAAGUGUGUUGAGUCGGUUUAAUAUUAAUUUCAUGAAACAACAAUACUAUUGAUGUGAAGUUUUAGUUAUAUUAAACCAAGAUUGAAAAAAUGGAUAAAAGCUUUAUAACGGCACGUGCGGGGUCUUUUAGCGAUAGUUUUAAACAAAAUAACGAUGAUGAUUUUUUUAAGAGCCCUUUACCUUUGAUUAAACUAGACAGUCCAAAUAAUUUUCGAAGAGAAUCUUUAGGCAUCUUACAUGAAGAUUUUGCUAAUGCAAGUUUUUCAGAUUUUGGUAGAGAGUCUAUGGGUUUUUCCAAGCUAAAAACUAUAAGAGAAUCGCUUAUGGGUAAAGAAUCAUUGGGUAUUAUAAAUUUGAAUGAUUUAAGUUUUAAAAAUGAUUUUCCCUCAAUAAAUAUAUCUGAUGUAGGAAAAGGAUCCUUGGGUAUUAUUAAUUUUAAUACGAUUGACCCUGAUAAUGAUAUUUUAUUAAAUACAAGUAAUACAAGUGAUUUUAAAUCUACAGUUUUUGAUAAAGGCUUUCUAAUGCUUCCAACUGAUAGAAUGUCAGUUUUAAGCAGUGUUUCAUCUUCUAACUCUAUAAACCCAUUGUUUGAUGGUCGAAAUUUAGAGGGAAUAUCAAAAAUAUACUCUGUAUCUUCAAUGAUAAACUUAAAUAAUGAAACAAAUCCCUUAAAUGUUGCCUUAAGUGAUACAAAUGAAUUUAUGAAGAACUUGAGCAAUAAUACAGCGGAGGAAAUGAGACAAAGAAUUCAGUCAUUGCCUACACAUUUGGAAGAUGAAAAUAUGAACUCAGAGGAAAAAGAUGUUUUUGAAAGCCCUCACAAAACCCCAGCAAAGUUUUACAGUGCUCAGCCAAAUAGAAAAUCUAAUUUUAUAAGGAGAAAUAGUUUAAAUGGAGUUUUGGAUUUUGAUGAUGAUGAUGUUUUUUAUAAGUCAAUUCAUAUUGAAAGCAGGCAUAUGGCACAAACAAUAGCUGAUGUCUCCAUCUAUCAUAAUGAGCCUUCUCAUGAAAUCAAACUGGAAAACGAACUCCCCCCAGUUUUGGUCCUGGCCAGCCCAGAAAAUUCACCAAAAAAAAACGAUAAACAAAAAAUAUUUGAAACAAAUGAAACCUCAGUCGCAAUACCUUUUGAAGAGCUAAAAUAUCCAACGAAAUGCCGAAACAAUUCCACCGACUCAAACCAAAGCAACCUAAGCAGGAAGAGCAACAAUUCCAAUUCUUCUAAUGCCAAGGAGUUGUUGCAAAAUUUAUCCGACAUUUUAACAUCGCAAAAUCGAAGUCACAACCAGCAAAACGAGGGCAGAAAAUUAUUAUCAAGUUUAGCGGAUAUUUUAACGCAAUCUCCCCACAACAAAAGUUUGGAAGAUUCGGGCCACUCUUCAAUAUGCGACAAUCAAGAUUUGUCUGAUGAAGGCGAUAAACCAUUGAAAAUCAUUAGUAACGAAAGUAAAGAGAAGAGUCCGAUUUUGCCGAAAAAGGCUACACCGAAGAAAGGCAAGGAAAACUCACCUGCUUUAUUCUCAAAACAUGUUUUGCGGAAAAACAGCGACGUUGUUCCGCUCAAGCCAAAACCUUUGAAAAUGGCGGCUGGCCCCGCCAAAAAAGGUCCACUCAAGGCUGUAAUUCCUAUUACUAACAUGGUCAAAAGAAAAACCUUUACAACUCCAAAUAAAUCUCAAUUACAUCCACCCACGAUGAUGCAUAAGAAAACCAGCACUCCUAUUCGUGAGUCCAAUUUAAGACCAAUGGCGCAGUCAACACCAACAGAAAAAAUGUCAGUCAGCCGGCUACCACAAUUAUCACCAAUGCAUAACAGGGUUGCUAGUCUAAACUUUAGUGGAAAACUGGGAUCAGGCGGUUCGACUCCCGAUUUAUCUAAAAGCAAAAGUAGCACGUCCCGUCCGACGUUUUCGAGGCAGAGUUCGUUCACGGACUCGCGCAAAAGUUCGCAGGUGGGCAAGAUACGAAGAUGCAACUCGGUGGGCAAGGAGGUGGGUCUGAUGGGAGCGCUUAGCCAAGUGCGGGAGAAUAUUGCGAAGAGACUGAGCGAGAAUAAUAAUUUGAUGGGCAGCGAGACGCCAAAGAUGCCGUCCUUUAAAGCUAAUUUGGCCUCUAAACUAAAGAGUUCAUUCAGCAUGCCAAGUUAGAACUUGUAAGUAUUGCCCAUUUUAAUUGUGAUAUCCCACGGCUGCUUAAUUCUUUAAGAUAUUCCAAGUUUUUAUAAUUUUAUACUUAUUUAAGAAAAAAAUGUAUUUGUAUUUGUAUUUUAUUAUUUUACUCAUAAGAUAUAUUAAACAUAUUUUCGAUAUAU